CUCGUCACCUACGAAUUUCUGAUCACCUUCAGCAACGAGAUUGAGAUUGUUUGGAGGAGGCCUAUCACUGCACGUGCCGUGCUCCUUGGCUCGGUACGAUGGUGUAUGCUCCUCGCGAACGUCGCGAAUCUUGCGCCGACAACUACGAAUGUAAGCCUUGAAUGUUUCUGGCCGUGUGCAAUCCGUGACAAUGCUUACUACAGGAGUAAGUACAGCUUGUUUAAAGGCCUGCGGGCAGCGGUCUUUUCUGCCUUGCGUGUCUUCGCAGUCCGGGAUAAGAGCUAUGUCUGGUCGCUGAUCACGUUUGCGUUGGGCAUGGUGCCAUUUGCGACGAAUAUGGUGUGUGACUCUUAUAAUUGA
This is a messenger RNA of Phanerochaete carnosa HHB-10118-sp, 360 nucleotides long. RefSeq lists its product as uncharacterized. The transcript has 2 exons. Lineage: Eukaryota; Fungi; Basidiomycota; Agaricomycetes; Polyporales; Phanerochaetaceae. The record is from RefSeq and is a predicted model, not a curated record. The annotation marks the transcript as partial.